ACUAGGACAACACGUGUGAUUAUACCUUGUUCAGCCCUGCAAAGGAGGCGAAGAUGAGUGCGCUUGGCGUCCUGGACGCUAUUUUCCUCGCUUAUUUUAUUAUUCACAUCCCUACAACACUCUUAGUGGACAGCCAGAGUGUGUUCCCGGCUGAGUACUUCCCUUCCUGGGCAAAGGAGGCUCUGCAAUGGCACAUCAAGACCAACGGUGACCACCUGGUGUCCACCAACCCGUUGUGGUUCGUGUCGCUGGUUUGGUGCGAGACGGCGCUGCAGCUGCCCUUCUUCUUUGUGGCCGCGUACGCCUUCAUCAAGCGGGCCAACUGGAUCCGUGUGCCCUGUAUAAUCUACGGCGCGCACGUUGCCACCACCAUGGUGCCCAUCCUGACUGACAUUCUGUUCAGCCCGGCGGCUGGCUCGCACAGCCCCGCCCUGGCCGCGAUCUACGCGCCCUACCUGGCGCUGCCUCUGGCGCUGGUGAUCCGCAUGGCCGUGUCCGCGCAGCCCUUCGGCAGCAAGCGCAGUCAGAAGCGUGCCAAGAGCGGAGCCAAGACGGCGUGAACGCUCCAGCGACGGAGAGAGACGGGAGGCUGGGUGAGCUUGGGAGAAGCGGUUCGGAGCAUGCAUUGAGGAUGGCUCGCCAUGGCCAGCCACAUUGCAUAGGCCUCCGCGGCAAAUGGCGGUGUUGGAUGAUGGGGGCUAAGCUGACGGAUGGUGUAGGAGGAGAGGGUGCGGCUCCCAAUCAUGCCGUCCGGCCUAGGUCCAUGUUGUGAGGAUCUGUCAAACCUGCGGUUUUUGGGCUGAGCACUGUGGCAUCGCGACUGCUAGAUAGGCACCUGGUUUGGCUAUGUGCCUGUGGAAACCGACCCCGGCUAUGUCCGGGCGAUGAGGUUGUUCGGCCUCAGACUGUGGAGGGGCUCAGCCCCUUUUCCCGUGACCGGGGAACACUUGUCUCAGCGCUAGGCGUGGACCAAACACACAGUUUCUUCAUGUGGGAACACUGCGAGUGCGAGAGAGCCUCGGAUGCCCCUCGCCUCGGAUGCCCCCAGUCGGCUGGAUAGUGACAGUCCGCUAGCACCGGUGCAGUAGACGGCUAGUAUGUCGUGAUUCACAUGUGAGCCUGGUGUGUGCACGUUUUCAGAGGGCUGGGCCGGCUGGCAAGUAGUCUAGACACUACAGACGUUUUAAGAUGGUGGCAGUCAUGACUCAUGAGUGCCUUUUAGGAUGGCAGGUUCUGAGGCUUGAAGUGAGUUCAGGAGACGGUGGCUGUAUACGGUAGGAGGUCCGACGCGAACCGCCAUCAGGUCAAUGAAAUCACACAUUGAUGUGGAUCACUCAGUACGCAAGGACGUGGGGCUUGGACUUGAAGCCGCUCCUUCAUUUCUAGGCUUCACAGCAAUGCCGCCCAUUUCACUUGUACAGCCAUGUUGACUGUGUCA
This is a messenger RNA of Chlamydomonas reinhardtii, 1438 nucleotides long. RefSeq lists its product as uncharacterized. The record is from RefSeq and is a predicted model, not a curated record. Lineage: Eukaryota; Viridiplantae; Chlorophyta; Chlorophyceae; Chlamydomonadales; Chlamydomonadaceae. The coding region runs from base 54 to 560 and encodes 168 amino acids. The transcript has 4 exons. Gene Ontology annotation, cellular component: endoplasmic reticulum.